This is a messenger RNA of Podospora anserina S mat+, 2415 nucleotides long. RefSeq lists its product as uncharacterized. Gene Ontology annotation, biological process: chorismate biosynthetic process. Gene Ontology annotation, molecular function: 3-dehydroquinate dehydratase activity; shikimate 3-dehydrogenase (NADP+) activity; 3-phosphoshikimate 1-carboxyvinyltransferase activity. NCBI's taxonomy places the organism in Eukaryota, Fungi, Ascomycota, Sordariomycetes, Sordariales, Podosporaceae. The record is from RefSeq and is a predicted model, not a curated record. The coding region runs from base 1 to 2415 and encodes 804 amino acids. The transcript is spliced from 2 exons.
AUGGCUCCACCAAAGAAUGAACGGGCCUUCGAGGCAAACUCAUCCAUUGUCCUCGUCGGAUGCCGCGGGGCAGGGAAGCGGACCUUGGGAUUCAUGGGAGCUCUUCACCUACGCCGACGACUAGUCACAGAGGAGCACUACUUUGAGAAAACCACGGGAUUAUCACGUGGGGAGUAUCUCGCCCGACAUGGCAGGGAGGCCUUUGCCAGGCAGGAUAUCGAGGUGUUCAAACGAAUGUUGGACAGCAACAGGACCGGGUGUAUCAUCGAAUGUGGCAUGAGCAGCCUUACGGGAGAGGCACAGGACGCACUAAGACAGUACUCCAGCACCAACCCAGUCGUCUACAUUCACCGCGAAAAGGAGCAAAUUGCCCGGCAUUUGGACGCUGCCGACCUUCAACAGCUCCUGAAAGCCGACGAGCGGCAUAGAAGCUGCUCCAAUUUUGAGUACUACAACCUCUACGAUCCCCCAAACAAAUCUGGGGGUCACAUUUCGGGCACGAGCUCGGGGGCCAGCACACCACUGAAUGGCCGACAGUCUGGGCCAUCGAAGCUUUUAAGUGCCAGGGAAGAUUUUACCAGAUUUCUCGACAUCGUCACAGGGAGGGGCGCCACCAAGGCCUGGUUGGAGAGCCCAUUUUCUGUGAGCUCAGUGCCACCGGAAUUCCGGUCAUAUUCCUACGCGUUGCGACUCAGACUAUCCUAUUUGAUGGACAUGGAUCUGGAAUGGGAGGAUUUUGAGGCGAGAGGAGAUUGCGUCGAGUUCAUCAUCGAUCACUGGCCAGACGAUCUGAUGAACGUUAUUGCGAGACAAAUCGCCUUGAUAAGGAGAAAACUCGGCAUUCCAAUCAUCUACCAUGUGGAAGAAAACCCACGAGGGGAAAGAAGACGAACGCCGGAAGAAAAAGACGCCAUGGAUGCUGACUUGUUGGAGCUGGGCCUCCGUCUCGGCGUUGACUAUAUCAGCCUAGAUCUCCAGCGCCAUGACGAGUUUGUGAACCGGGUACUACGGCACAGAGGAAGGUCAAAGAUCAUUGGGAACUUCUGGUACAUGGGCUUUGGGGCCCUUGCUUGGCAGGACGACAGACAGAUGGAAAACUACAAGAGGGCUCAGGGGCUAGGGUGCGAGGUGGUGCGGAUGGUCCGCUUCUGCACAAAUGACAGCCCGGCUGAGCUUCUGGAAGGCUUCAAGAGGAGGCUACAGCAAGAAGUACCAGACCCAAAGCCACCACUUGUGGCCUACGACUUUUCCGUCCUCGGCGUUCGGACACCACUGCAAAGCAGGAUUUUGAAUCCCGUGAAGCAUCCAGAUAUGGAGAAUGAGCGAGACCACCUUGCCACGGUCUCUACCUACUAUCACUCGUAUGAGUUGCUUUUCCGGCAGUUUCUUCUGGAUCCGCUGCAGUUUUACGUGCUCGGCUCCCACGUAUCAUAUUCGCUAUCACCGGCCAUGCAUAGUGCGGCCUACGACUUCUGCGGGAUGCCACACACUUUCCAGGAUGUAACGUGCUCUACGAUCGACAGGCUGAACCAGAUCUGCCUAUCAGACUCUUUUGGGGGGGCCAGCUUGACAGCCCCUUUCAAGGUUGCCAUCAUGCCCCAUCUCAAAGUCAAGAGCCACCAUGCCACCGCGAUAGGAGCAGUCAACGUACUGCUUCCACUCAGGGGAAAGACGAGCGCCAUUCUCGACCAUGCCAACUCUCGAAACAAGGCCGGGCCUGCACGCGAGUUCUUUGGUGAUAAUACCGACUGGAGCUCCAUUCUGACAUGCCUUCGGAGGGCUAUCAGUCCACGGAAUUAUGUCCAGCCAUCUAAAACUACCGGGUUAGUUGUUGGCGCCGGUGGCAUGGCCAGAGCUGCCAUCUAUGCGCUGAUUCAGCUGGGAUGCCGUAAUAUCUUUAUCUACAACCGAACAGCACCAAAUGCCAACCAAGUUGCACAGCACUUCAACGACUGGGCGGCAACACAGGGAAUUGUGGGCACAAAAGGAGGGUCACAUGAGAUCUGCCGAGUCCUUCCAUCGCUGUCAGAGCCAUGGCCUCGGGCCUACCAACCUCCCACGAUGGUGAUCUCCUGUGUUCCAGCUACCAGCGCGAAUGGGUCCGCGCCUGCUGAUUUUGAGAUGCCUCUGGACUGGCUUAGGAGUCCGACUGGUGGCGUCGUGGUCGAGUUGGCCUACGAGCCUCUGGUAACUCCAUUGGUAGCCCAGAUGCAUGCUGUCAGAGACCACAUGUCGCCAUCAUGGGUGGUCGUCGACGGGUUGGAGGUGGUCGCGGAAAUGGCCAUCGAGGCCUUUGAGCUGAUGACUGGGCGCAUGGCCCCCAAGAGGCUCAUGAAGGAGGUGUGCAGGAAAACGUGGGAGCAGCAGCAACAACAGCAGCGCCAAGGCAGCGAGAUGGCAAUGUCGUCUUACUGA